GCGCAUUAUCCUUAUCCUAAAGAAGUUUGGUCACCGGCUGGAGGAUGGUGGUCCCGACCUAAGAAUUGGGCCACCAAUACCGCCGUUUGUAUGGUUGGCAUAGGUUUGGCUACGUGGGGAGUUUGGAGGGUAUCAGCAAGGAAUGAGGUGGGUCAAUGA
Molecule: messenger RNA, 159 nt
Organism: Tremella mesenterica DSM 1558
Lineage: Eukaryota; Fungi; Basidiomycota; Tremellomycetes; Tremellales; Tremellaceae
Exons: 1
Source: RefSeq, a predicted model, not a curated record